UGCAAUUCACCCGAAUGCAGUUUUCUCUUGACAACCGACUACUGAAGCUGUAACUGAUUAACAGAAUGACUAAUAAGCUUACGCUAGCCUUGCUCCAAUUGCCAGUGACCAGUGAUGUGGAACUCAAUGUACGCCGUGCUGUGGAUGGGAUCACGCAGUUAAAGACUAAUAAUCCCACGCUGGAACUUGCCAUUUUGGCGGAGAGUUUCAAUGCUCCUUACGGAGUGGAACAUUUCCCCAAAUAUGCGGAAACUGUGCCAAAUGGUCCCACUUGCCAGGCUCUGUCCCGUGUAUCCAAGCAGCUGGGCAUCUACAUCAUUGGCGGCAGCAUUAUUGAGCGUGAAGGUGAUAAGCUUUAUAAUACGUGCACAGUGUGGUCACCAGCAGGAAAACUAAUUGGAAAACAUCGCAAGAUACAUCUCUUCACCAUUAGUAUUGAUCCCGUAAAUGGUGGCGGAGUUCAAUUCGAUGAGGCAGCUGCUCUUACGGCUGGCUCUGAAGUGACUGUGGUUCAGAUUAACCAGCAGAAGGUCGGUAUUGGCAUUUGCCAUGACAAGCGUUUCGAGGAAUUGGCUCGUAUUUAUCGCCAUAUGGGUUGCUCAAUGAUAGUUUAUCCCUCGGCAUUUUGCAUCUGUCAGGGACCAAUGCACUGGAAACUUUUACAGCGAGCUAGGGCCACGGACAAUCAGCUAUAUGUCGUCACUUGCUCACCAGCGAGAGAUAAUAUGUCUGGGUAUGUUGAUUAUGGGCAUUCCAUGAUAGUUGACCCAUGGGCACGAGUGCAGCGAGAGGCUGGAGAAGGAUGCGAGUUAAUUGUGGAGGAGAUCGAUUUUGACAUGGUUGAGGACGUUCGUCGCCAAAUUCCCAUCUACAAACAGCGCCGCACAGAUGUAUACACGAAAGUCAAAACGGAGUUAUCUAAACUGAACAUAGUAUGAGGAUCAUCUUUAUCCGCAAACUCAAUCAAUUUUGUUUUAGUCUUUAUUGACUACUAUGUCUUUUUAAUAUAUUUGAAAUAAAUUUUCGUUACACAAAA
This is a messenger RNA of Drosophila willistoni, 1036 nucleotides long. RefSeq names its product omega-amidase NIT2. The record is from RefSeq and is a predicted model, not a curated record. Bases 66 to 938 code for a protein of 290 amino acids. The transcript has 5 exons. Gene Ontology annotation, cellular component: mitochondrion. NCBI's taxonomy places the organism in Eukaryota, Metazoa, Arthropoda, Insecta, Diptera, Drosophilidae. Gene Ontology annotation, molecular function: omega-amidase activity. Gene Ontology annotation, biological process: L-glutamine metabolic process; oxaloacetate metabolic process.